UGCGACUUCAAUGACAGGCAAAAUGUGCGACAGCCGUUUGCAAGACAGGGAGGAAGCUUCUCUAGAGCCUCCUCUCCUUUUUUAAAGGCAGGGCUGACUGCUGGCUUGGACCCUGUAGACCCCCAUCCCCCUUUCCCCCUCCCUUGUCGCUGGGACAGUAAAUCCCGGGAGAGGGGAUACAUUUGGGGAGUAGCUUUGGGGAACUGGCUGACUUUGGAGUUUUUGAUGAGAUCUUAGUCUCCUUUCUCUUUCCCCCACCCCCAACUCCCUUGAGCCCAAUUCUCGCCAGCAGCAACCUCCAGGUGCUCAGUUCAGACAGGAGGAGGGCACACGACCGGCUGCAAUGGCGUCCAACAUGGAUAGAGAAAUGAUACUGGCUGACUUUCAGGCAUGUACUGGUAUAGAAAAUAUUGAUGAAGCUAUUACCUUACUUGAACAAAAUAACUGGGAUUUAGUGGCAGCUAUAAAUGGCGUUAUACCACAGGAAAAUGGCAUUUUACAAAGUGAAUACAGUGGAGAGACAUUACAAGGGCCGGCCUAUGGUCCCGCUAGUCAUCCUUCCUCGUCAUCUUCAACACCUUCCUCCUCUUCUGCAUUUCGCCAUGUAGUGCCAUCCAGACAAAUAGUGGAAAGACAGCCGCGAAUGCUUGACUUCAGGGUGGAAUACAGAGACCGAAAUGUGGAUGUGGUACUCGAAGACAGUUCUACAGUUGGAGAGAUCAAACAUAUUUUAGAAAAUGAACUUCAGAUUCCUGCAUCAAAAAUGUUACUCAAGGGCUGGAAGACUGGAGAUGUAGAUGAUAGUACUGUUCUAAAAACUCUACACUUGCCAAAAAACAACAGCCUCUAUGUUCUAACGCCUGAUUUGCCACCAACAUCUUCGUCAAGCCUACCUGGUGCCCUGCAGGAAUCAUUAAAUCAAAACUUCAUGCUGAUUGUCACCCAUCGAGAAGUCCAGCGGGAGUACAACCUCAACUUCUCAGGAAGCAGUACCAUUCAGGAGGUUAAGCGAAACGUAUAUGACCUGACUAGUAUUCCUGUCCGUCAUCAGUUAUGGGAAGGCUGGCCUGCUUCUGCUACAGAUGACUCAAUUACUCUAGCAGCAUCAGGAAUCUCUUAUCCUUGCCACCGACUUACAGUUGGGAGAAGAUCUUCACCAGCACAAACCAGAGAACAGUCAGAAGAGCAAUGCACAGAUGUACAUAUGGUUAGUGACAGUGAUGGAGAUGACUUUGAAGAUGCUACCGAAUUUGGAGUGGAUGAUGGAGAGAUGUUUGGUAUGGCAUCAUCUGCACUGAGGAAAUCUCCAAUGAUGCCAGAAAAUGCUGAAAAUGAAGGAGAUGCCUUAUUACAAUUCACAGCAGAAUUUUCUUCAAGGUAUGGUGACUGCCAUCCGGUAUUUUUUAUUGGAUCGUUAGAGGCUGCUUUUCAAGAAGCAUUCUAUGGGAAAGCCAGAGAUAGAAAGCUUCUUGCUGUCUACCUCCACCAUGAUGAAAGUGUUCUAACCAAUGUGUUCUGUUCUCAAAUGCUUUGUGCCGAAUCUAUUGUUUCUUAUCUUAGUCAGAACUUCAUAACUUGGGCAUGGGAUAUGACAAAAGAAGCAAAUAGAGCAAGGUUCCUAACAAUGUGCACGAGACACUUCGGUAGCGUUGUAGCUCAAACUAUUCGGACUCAAAAAACAGACCAGUUUCCACUUUUCCUGAUUAUAAUGGGGAAAAGAUCAUCAAAUGAGGUGCUGAAUGUAAUACAAGGUAACACAACAGUGGAUGAGCUAAUGAUGAGGCUGAUGGCUGCAAUGGAGAUCUUCAGUGCUCAGCAGCAAGAAGACAUAAAGGAUGAGGAUGAACGUGAAGCCCGAGAAAAUGUGAAGAGAGAACAGGAUGAAGCUUACCGAAUCUCCCUUGAAGCUGAUAGAGCAAAGAGGGAAGCACAAGAAAGAGAAAUUGCAGAGCAGUUUCGUUUGGAGCAGAUUAGGAAAGAACAGGAGGAAGAACGUGAGGCUAUUAGGUUAUCCCUGGAGCAGUCUUUGCCUCCAGAGCCAAAAGAGGAGAGCAGUGAAUCAGUCAGUAAGCUGCGCAUCCGAACACCCAGUGGAGAGUUCUUUGAGCGACGUUUCUUGGCAAGCAGCAAGCUGCAGAUCGUCUUUGAUUUUGUCGCUUCCAAGGGAUAUCCUUGGGAAGAAUUCAAAUUACUAGGAACUUUCCCCAGAAGAGAUGUGACCCAGCUGGAUCCAAAUAAAUCAUUACUGGAGUUAAAAUUGUAUCCUCAAGAAACACUUUUCCUAGAGGCAAAAGAAUAGAUCAAGCCAGACUGGAGGACUAAGUAAUCCUUUGAUAGAAUGAGGCACGGCAAACGCUUUAUCCAAAUCACCGUGUACUAUCAUUUAACUCAAAAAUCAAUGUCACAACUCUGCCUCUUUCAAGAAGCUGGGAAGAAAGAAUAAACAUAGCUCCUUAAAAGUUUCCCAUACAUGAGUAUAUGUUUCCAACCUCAUUUAAAUGAGCAGAGAGAAAUGCUCUAUGACUCUGUUGCUCACUUACCAUCUGGCUUUUGUUAUAAUUAAUGCACUGUUAAAAUGUGAGUGAUUGUCAAAGUAGAAUUUUUACUCCAACUACCCCCUUUUUCACCAAGAAUUCUUGGACAUUUCUGCCUGUACUUUUGACACUAGAAUACUGUAUAUUUGAUAUCUUGCUGAACCAGUGCUCUCAUAUAUGCAUUUUCUUCCUGUGUUUGAAUUUAUACUUCACCACCUAAUUUUUUUAAAAGGCAGAAAAUCAAUAAAUGGGACAUUUUCAGCCUUAGAGAUUUAACAGUAUUGUAGUAGUAGAAAGCAAAGACUUUUUUGUUGGUACUUCUUUCAUAAGAUGUAAGGUUUUGUUUGAAGAAUAUAGUUUGACAUAUAUGCAAGAUAUUUAUUUACUGAUUAUUAUUUUGUUUUGCUUUGGAUCUCAGUUCAGAUUCAAUUUAGGGAGUAUUUUCCAUUACACUGCAGCGUGCAGAACUUCUGAUGAUGUGAAUAUCUAAAUAAUGUUCAGAAAUGGGCAAGUACCAAAUAACUGGUAUCUAGCUGAUAGUUCAGGAACAAACUGAUAUUGAGUACCAGCUUCUAAAAACCUUUCAAAUAGCAGACACCGAAAAUGUGUUGCUCAUCAUUGUGAAAGAAAUUUCAGUUCCUUGCUUUUUUGCUUUCUUUUUCAUUCUGGCACUUGUUUGUAUUUUUUUUUCCCCUGCUGUUUUUAAGCACCUUGUUUAUUUCACCAAACAAUAAAACUGAAAAACUACAGUGUAUUAAGAAAUCCUCCUCAUUGCACAUUUUAAAUAUAGAUCCUUUCUGAGAAAUGUGUAUCUUGCAGGGAUCUGGUUUUGUAGCCUGAAGUGUAUGAAGCAAAAACACAUGCUGCCUAGAACUGCAUCAAAAUCAUUUUGUAAACUCUUUUGGUUUUUUUAAGUACAAAACUCUAGGCUUAGAGUGCAAUAUACAAAAGCACCAUAGAAACAUCAGCUACUAAACAGAAUAUUUGUUUUUCCUGUUUGUAACUUAUGUUCUUUAUUAUGGCAGUUUGUAUCCCAAUUUGAAGAUUCAGUACUAACCAGAAACAAAAUGUAUAUGCAUCUUCAGUCUUGUUUUCCUUUUGGAAGGAAUGGAGAUAUAAAAUUUGUGUAUGACGGUUCUUAGGUAGUUAGUAGCAGAUAUAUUCUUUCUUUUCUUUUCUUUACCAAAAAUGCAGACUGUGGAGGGAGGUACUGUAUCUUCUGAUAAUAAUUCUGAAUACACACAGGACGUGUAUUUAGAAGUUAUGUAUACAUGUGAAAUUGAAUAUUUGUAUGUGUGAUGUAUUUUAAUCAUCUGAAUACACAAAAACAAACCAGAUUGCCAAAGGGAAGGUAAAUGUAAUGGAAAACGCCUGCUGUUUAAGUAAAAAGCGGAACAGGUUGCAAACAGAGGUAACAAAUAUCAUAUGUUUUUCCACAAUCCAGCCCAAGUGAGAGUGCUGAAGUCGUAUGAAUUACACUUGCAAAGAGUGAAAGAUCAUUGAACUCUCUCAUUACUCAAUGGGACUUGAGAGUACUUUGGCUGAGUAACACCCAGAUUUAACAGCCAGGAACUAAGGCUGUGGUCCACAACUCAUUUAUCCAAGUAGUCUCCUUAUAAUACUUGAGAUUACUCUGAAGCAAGUGGGCUUUGGAUUGUGAUAUUAAUUAAUACACAUUUUCAAAUACUCUUAUAGAUUGUUUUCUGUUUAAUUUGUAGGCAUACUCUUAAUGAGUGAGUUUGCUGAAAUAGUGUUACGCAUUGCGCAGGAUCUUUAAAUUUGCCUUUUACAUAAUCUGUUUCAUUUUUUAAGUCAUGCUGUUUUCUGUUGCUCAGCUUUAUCUCUGUAUUAUAAUAAUUUAUGAAAUGUGGCUUAAUCUCUGUGAAAUCUAUUUGAGCCCAUUUUUCCAGUUUAGCCAUCCCAAUCUCAACAUUUUGUUAAGCUAGUUUUCUUUAUCCCACACAAUUUGUUGUCAUUAGUGAAAAGCUGUGAAGAUAAUUUACAGAAUAGGUUCUGGAUCAGCCCAAUACACUACUGCCCUGAGUGUGAUUUUUUGAGCUGGGUGAAUUCACUUAACCAAGUUGCAGGAGUGCCACGGUUCUUGUAAGAGUGGUGGGUUUCCAGAUUUUUAAAGAGCAGUUGACCACCUCCCUCCACAACUAUGUGUGUGUGGAUCCAUUUAUGUUGUGUGGCUAGUGCAUACAUCCAACAUGGAACUGGCUGUUGAGUAGAUGUGCCAAUCAAGUUAUCAUUUUGGCCAUGUGGAAGUACUUCCUGUUCUCUUCAAGUCUGUGAAACAUAUUCUUGGGGAAUUGCAAAAAGGUAACUUUAAAAAUAAAACAUUGCUAAUGAACGUCUGGAUUGUUAACAUUUGACACAAUUUAAAGAAACUAUCUUCUGUGAUCAAAAUUCUUUACAGACAUGGGCCCAUAAUGCCGCUUGUUCCUCAUGUAGCAAUUGCAUUUAGUAGACUAUUUUGUAUGUGCUCCUUUUCUGUCUGUUCCAAACCCACCAUAAUAUUCAAAUUGUUUUCUCUGCUGAUACCAACCUGCCAGCCUUAUAUUUUCAUUAUGCAAGCUGUUACCCCAUCCAGCUGUUACAUUGUUACUACAGAUCAUAUCUUUGAUUCCACUUUUACAUUGUCAGCUCCCUCAUAUUAAUGGAUUAUCAUUAAUGUCUUGAAUGCAUUAGUAUUAAAUCUUAAGGCAUUAUUGUUGUCAGUUGAUGGAAUCUUGUAAUGAAGUGUUCCCUUUUGACUAUUACCCCAUUCAAUAUGAUGGGGAAGGUGGGAAGCUUUUUCAGCAGCAGCCCGGGUAGCUUCUAAUGAACCUCCUCAUUUUGACAUUGCUGUUUAAACUGAUAUUAGAGAUUAUGCAAAACCCAAGUGUCUCCUCUGUAUUCUCUUCACCUACACUCUUUAUAUUGAAUGGGGUGAGGUUUUAUGGGACUGCCUUUAAAAAAAAAGAAAGAAAGAAAUGUAGCGGAAUAGGACUAUGGCUUUCAUAAAUUGUAUCUUUUCAGUGACAUUAGAAACCUUAAAUAAAUUUGCAGUUACACUAAAGUUUCUACUAAAAUCUAAUUUACCUUUUUGUUUUUGAAAAUUCCAUGAAUGUACUUUAACCUCUCUGUAUUCCUAAGAGAAAUAAAGUCUAAAUCCAAAGGUCAAACCCAGAA
This is a messenger RNA of Hemicordylus capensis (graceful crag lizard), 5708 nucleotides long. RefSeq names its product Fas associated factor 1 (gene FAF1). Gene Ontology annotation, molecular function: ubiquitin binding; NF-kappaB binding. The transcript is spliced from 19 exons. Gene Ontology annotation, cellular component: nucleus; endoplasmic reticulum. Lineage: Eukaryota; Metazoa; Chordata; Lepidosauria; Squamata; Cordylidae. The coding region runs from base 344 to 2299 and encodes 651 amino acids. The record is from RefSeq and is a predicted model, not a curated record.